CGUCGAGCUGCAUCUGGAACGCUAGUUGGAACGGUUGGAACGCACUGCUGUGCGAAUCGCUGAUGGAAUGAUUGAGAAAAUCCAUGCAAUUCUUACUGGAAAACCGGUAUUUUGGGUUUUGCUAGGUUUUGGCUGGAGCUAUGAGGAUUCCAAGGCAUCCCAUGGAUAGAGCUCGUCGAGCCGCAUCUGGAACGCCAGUUGGAACGGUUGGAACGCACUGCUGUGCGAAUCGCUGA
Adineta ricciae is the source of this 236-nucleotide messenger RNA. The record is from the annotation of a GenBank genome assembly. NCBI's taxonomy places the organism in Eukaryota, Metazoa, Rotifera, Eurotatoria, Adinetida, Adinetidae.